CUCUCCUCUCAUCUUUUUCCGACUCUCCAAGAACUUCAAAAUCUCUUCAACAUGUGCAUAUUUCCGAUAAAUCGUGGUGGCGAAUGGCGUGGUCGGUUAUUAUAUUAAUCCAACUUACAUAUACAAGUGCAAACCCAUAUUAAAUAAUUACAUUGCAAGAAACAAACACGACAUUGUCCAUGUUCAUGUAUAGUAUUUCUUAUUUCUUCAGAAGAAAAAACAAAACAAUGACACUAACCAAACAUAUGUUUUUCAAUUGUCAUCUCCACGACUUCAUAUUCUUGCAUUCAUUGUUCUCUUAAUGUACUACACUUUCUCUAACCACCAUAACCAUGGCUACCAAAUUCCUCUUAGCGUUCCUUGUCAUCUCCUGCUAUGUCCUUUCCAUCUCAGCAGACAAAGAAACAGGUUUUGUGGGGUCAGUAGAUCCUAAGUCCUUAAGCUACAAGAAGAAGCACACUUUUAGCCACUUCAGGUUUUAUUGGCACGAAAUCUUCAGUGGAAGCAACCCUUCCGCUGUUAGAAUCAUUCCACCACAACCAAAGUAUACCACAACCACCAACUUCGGUUUUGUGGUAGUAUUCGACAACGUGUUGACCCUAGGACCCGAGUUGUACUCAAAGGUUGUGGGGAGUGCUGAAGGGUUGUACUCCUCUGCUUCACAAAAAGAGUUUGCCCUUUUGGUGAUUAUGAACUUCGCGUUGACCGAAGGGAAGUACAAUGGUAGCACCAUCACGUUCGUGGGGAGAAGCCCCAUCGCUCACAAGGUGAGGGAGAUGCCUGUGAUUGGUGGCACUGGUGUUUUCAGAUUUGCCAGGGGCUAUGUUGAAGCCUCCACCCUCACUUUUGAUCCCCAAACCAGGAACAACACAGUUGAGUACAACGUUUAUGUUUACCACUAACUGUUGUCUUUUGAAGGAUGUUGUUGAUUUGAUAAUUGUAGUUGUUGUUCUUGAAAAAUGCUUCAGUAUACCACUCUGUUUCUAUUUAUGUUUCCUCUUUUGAGGUACCAUGGAAUAAAAUCAUGUUUG
This is a messenger RNA of Vigna radiata var. radiata (mung bean), 1031 nucleotides long. Its product is annotated as dirigent protein 22-like. NCBI's taxonomy places the organism in Eukaryota, Viridiplantae, Streptophyta, Magnoliopsida, Fabales, Fabaceae. The record is from RefSeq and is a predicted model, not a curated record. The coding region runs from base 333 to 902 and encodes 189 amino acids. The transcript has a single exon.